AUGAGUACCGACGCAGAAAUGGAGUGUUAUGGCCCGGCGGCCCUGUACCUCCGGAAAUCAGAGAGAGAGAGAAUUGAAGCUCAAAACAGUCCGUUUGAUGCUAAAACAGCAUUCUUUGUGACUGAACCCAAAGAGAUGUACCUCAAGGGGAAACUUAUUAAGAAAGAGGGUGGCAAAGCCACCGUGGAGACUCUCUGUGGAAAGACCCUCACUGUAAAAGAAGACGACAUCUUCCCCAUGAACCCUCCAAAGUAUGAUAAGAUUGAGGACAUGGCCAUGAUGACCCACCUCAGCGAGCCUUCUGUGCUGUAUAACCUCAAAGAGCGCUAUGCAGCAUGGAUGAUCUACACCUACUCAGGGCUGUUCUGUGUCACUGUGAACCCCUACAAGUGGCUCCCAGUGUAUGACUCCAUUGUUGUCGCAGGAUACAGAGGCAAAAAGAGGAUUGAGGCUCCACCCCACAUCUUCUCUAUCUCAGACAACGCCUAUCAGUUCAUGCUCCAAGAUAGAGAAAACCAGUCAAUCUUGAUUACUGGAGAAUCUGGUGCAGGAAAGACUGUCAACACCAAACGUGUCAUCCAGUACUUUGCGACAAUCGCAGUGGCUGGAGGAAAGAAAUCAGAACAGGUUGCUGGAAAGAUGAAAGGGUCACUGGAAGAUCAAAUCAUUGCAGCAAACCCUCUGUUGGAAGCUUAUGGUAAUGCCAAGACUGUAAGGAAUGACAAUUCUUCACGUUUUGGAAAAUUUAUCAGAAUCCACUUUGGGUCAACUGGAAAGCUGGCUUCAGCUGAUAUUGAAACAUAUCUGCUGGAGAAGUCUCGAGUGACGUUUCAGCUGUCUGCAGAGAGGAGCUACCACAUCUUCUAUCAGCUCAUGACAGGCCACAAACCGGAGCUGAUAGAGGCUCUGCUUAUCACCACCAACCCAUACGACUAUCCAAUGAUCAGUCAGGGUGAAAUCACUGUCAAGAGUAUCGAUGACGUUGAAGAAUUCAUUGCUACUGAUACUGCCAUUGACAUCCUGGGCUUCACUGCAGAAGAGAAGGCAUGCAUUUACAAGCUGACUGGAGCUGUGAUGCAUCAUGGAGCCCUGAAGUUUAAGCAGAAGCAGCGUGAAGAGCAGGCUGAGCCUGAUGGCACUGAGGUUGCAGAUAAAAUUGCCUACCUCAUGGGUCUGAACUCUGCUGAUUUGCUAAAAGCACUGUGCUACCCCAGAGUGAAGGUUGGGAAUGAGUUUGUGACCAAAGGUCAAACUGUCCCUCAGGUCAACAAUUCUGUCAUGGCUCUCUGCAAGUCUGUCUAUGAGAAAAUGUUCUUGUGGAUGGUCGUCAGAAUCAAUGAGAUGCUGGACACAAAGCAGCCCAGAAGCUCUUUUAUUGGCGUCCUGGAUAUUGCCGGGUUUGAAAUUUUUGAUUACAACAGCUUGGAGCAGCUGUGCAUCAACUUCACCAAUGAAAAACUGCAACAGUUUUUCAACCACCACAUGUUCGUCCUGGAGCAAGAAGAGUACAAGAAAGAGGGAAUUCAGUGGGAGUUCAUUGACUUUGGCAUGGACUUGGCUGCCUGCAUUGAGCUGAUUGAGAAGCCAAUGGGCAUUUUCUCCAUCCUUGAAGAGGAGUGCAUGUUCCCC
This is a messenger RNA of Micropterus dolomieu (smallmouth bass), 1629 nucleotides long. Its product is annotated as myosin heavy chain, fast skeletal muscle-like. The record is from RefSeq and is a predicted model, not a curated record. Gene Ontology annotation, biological process: vesicle transport along actin filament; actin filament organization. The annotation marks the transcript as partial. Gene Ontology annotation, cellular component: myosin complex; cytoplasm; actin cytoskeleton. The transcript has 14 exons. NCBI's taxonomy places the organism in Eukaryota, Metazoa, Chordata, Actinopteri, Centrarchiformes, Centrarchidae. Gene Ontology annotation, molecular function: actin filament binding; microfilament motor activity; ATP binding.